This is a messenger RNA of Poecile atricapillus (Black-capped chickadee), 6456 nucleotides long. It is a transcript of the gene PDK3, whose product is annotated as pyruvate dehydrogenase kinase 3. The transcript is spliced from 11 exons. The record is from RefSeq and is a predicted model, not a curated record. Gene Ontology annotation, biological process: protein phosphorylation; regulation of glucose metabolic process. Gene Ontology annotation, molecular function: pyruvate dehydrogenase (acetyl-transferring) kinase activity. Gene Ontology annotation, cellular component: mitochondrion. Bases 120 to 1340 code for a protein of 406 amino acids. NCBI's taxonomy places the organism in Eukaryota, Metazoa, Chordata, Aves, Passeriformes, Paridae.
CGCUCGCCCCUCCCGCCGGGCCGGGCCGGGCCGCGGAGCGCGACGGGCAGCGCGGAGCGGCCGCGCCCGGGCAGAAGCCGCCGCCGGCGGGAGCGCAGCGGAGCCGGGCGGUCCGCGCCAUGCGGCUGUGCGGGGCGCUGCUCAAGAACCCCAUCCCCAAGCAGAUCGAGUACUACUCGCGCUUCUCCCCCUCGCCCCUCUCCAUCAAGCAAUUCCUCGACUUCGGUCGUGACAAUGCCUGCGAGAAGACUUCAUACAUGUUCCUGCGGAAGGAGCUUCCUGUGCGACUGGCGAACACCAUGAGGGAAGUCAAUUUGCUGCCUGAUAAUUUAUUGAACAGGCCUUCGGUUGGGCUGGUACAGAGUUGGUACAUGCAGAGUUUCCUUGAGCUUUUAGAAUAUGAAAAUAAAAGUCCUGAGGAUCCUCAUGUUCUGGAUGACUUUUUAGAUGUUUUAAUUAAAGUCAGGAACAGACACAAUGACGUGGUUCCAACCAUGGCACAAGGGGUGAUUGAAUACAAGGAAAAAUAUGGCUUUGAUCCAUUUGUUAGCAGUAACAUCCAGUAUUUUCUAGAUAGGUUCUACACCAACCGCAUCUCUUUCCGUAUGCUUAUUAACCAACACACACUUCUGUUUGGUGGAGAUAUUAAUCCUGCUCAUCCCAAACAUAUUGGAAGUAUUGAUCCUAAUUGUGAUGUGGCAGAGGUGGUUAAAGAUGCUUAUGAAACAGCUAAGAUGUUAUGUGAACAGUACUAUACAGUGGCACCUGAUCUGGAAGUUGAAGAAUUCAAUGCUAAAGCUCCAAACAAGCCUAUUCAAGUAGUCUAUGUACCGUCUCAUUUGUUUCAUAUGUUAUUUGAAUUAUUUAAGAAUUCAAUGAGAGCUACAGUGGAAUUGCAUGAAGGUAAGAAAGAAGCCUAUCCAUCGAUCAAAACCUUAGUCACUUUGGGGAAAGAAGAUCUAUCUAUUAAGAUAAGUGAUCAAGGUGGAGGUGUACCUCUAAGAAAAAUAGACAGAUUGUUUAACUACAUGUACUCAACAGCACCCAGGCCCAGUCUGGAGCCCUCGAGGGCUGUGCCUUUGGCCGGGUUUGGCUAUGGAUUGCCAAUUUCUCGUCUGUAUGCAAGGUACUUUCAAGGUGACCUUAAACUCUACUCAAUGGAAGGCGUGGGUUCAGAUGCUGUUAUUUAUUUGAAGGCCCUUUCAAGUGAAUCAUUUGAAAGACUUCCUGUUUUUAAUAAGUCAGCAUGGCGGCACUACAAGACCACACCUGAAGCAGAUGACUGGAGCAAUCCUAGCAGUGAACCAAGGGAUGCUUCUAAAUAUAAAGCUAAUCGAUAAUUUGCCACCUUUUGUCUCUGCUGGAGAUGACCUCUGCAUUCAGUAUAAAGUCUCUGCUUUGUUCCAAAAUCCUUCAAACCACAGUAGCUAAUUACUUCCAAACAAAGACCUAAUCAGGGCAUUGAAAAAUACUAAGAACAAAGUGAUGAUUGGGACUUAAAGGAAGGCACUGAGCACGUUUGGUAUGUGAAUGCUGUGUACUUCACCAGAAUAUGCUUGGUUGCUUCAGUCGUGCAUUGACAAAAGGGAUCGCACUGCGAUUGCACUUAGGAACACAAUGUUGUAACAAAAAGAUACUAUUUGAAGUGGCCAAUUCUUAUUCCAAUGUAAGGAUUGGUAAGAUGUGCAGAAUCCCUUAAAGUGGUGAAUAGUAUCUUGCCCAGCAAUAUGGUGUAAGAGAAAAAUUCUAACGUAGUUAAAUGUGUGCUUUGAAAAUCCACUGUUUGCGGCAUUUUGUAUUGCACAGUGUCACCCCUAAGAGAAAACCCCUUUCAGCUCUUCAGAUCUUAUCUCUAGUGAGUUUAUAAAUGCAUAGUUCUAAAAAGGGUUGUGCAGCUUUAAACUGAUGCUUUCUCCAAAUUUCCAAACCCGUUUGUCAUGUGCAUCCAAAAGUUGUGUUGUUAUAAGACGGUAGGACUUCCACUUCUUGGUAUGCACCUUAAUGAUUUUCUUGACUCAGAAAUGCAUUUCUAUACGUUUUUCCGUGUUUUGAGGAAAGCUCCUAAGUGGUUAGAUCAUCUCUCCAUACAAGAAAUUCUGUGAAAACAGGGGCAGGGGGUAAUUCAAUUUCCUAUUUGCCUAUCAUUUAUGGGGAAUUGGGGUGGGCAGAGAAAUGCUGAGAGGCCAGACAGCCAGUCAUACAAAUGAAUUUGCCUUAAGAGUGUUGGUUGCUUGAAACCUGAUUAGUUUAAAACGUGUAAAUAGUUUGCAAAGUUAUUUAUACAUUCAAAGUCUGACUACAGUCUGGUAAUCUGAAUUUGUAGUGUAUAUAAAGAUGUUGUACACCAGCUUUUGGAAUGUGUCAUUGGUCUAAGUACAUGAAACUGGAAAUACAGGAGAAAUGGGAGGGACAAAAUGUGGCCGGUACCUGGUUAAAGUUAAAAAAUAUCAAAGACAAAAAAAAUCCAAGUAUUUUCCCCUUAAUUUAUCAUAAGGGUCAUUGCUGACUAUUAGAAAACUGUUUUUCACAAAGUCUUUGCCAAAUGCUGUUUCUGAUACUAUGGCCUUUCAGAAAAACCUGUGAAAUUUAGACAUUCUGGUGAUACAUUAGCUGUGGCAAUAAAGUAGAUGAGUUGUAAGCAGCUCUGAUGUACCCUCAAUUUCUCUUAGGUGUUUUGAUAUUUUUUGGAAAGAUAGAGAUUUUAGCAUGGAAAAAUGAAAUUUGUUUACUAAAAUUGUGGGGGAACUGUCCCUUUUGUCCUCCCAGUAUUUAUUUUUAUAAAGUACUGAUUUAUUAGGGAAAUGCUGAGAAAUUCCUACGUAUUUUAAAAAAAGAAAAAGAAUCUUAGUUUGACUUAACAAUAGUACUUUGCACUUCAUAGCACAUUUCAUUGGAGCAUUAUAAAGUGCUUUGAGCAAUAAACUCCAUAGAGCCCCAUUUCUGAGGAGUCGGAAGUUCUUGCGUUGCUGUUGCAGUGAGUUCCUGAACGCCGUGGUGUGAGCAGUGGAUGAGCUCACAGGGCUCAAGGUCCCUUGUGUGUUCCCACACACAGGGACUGGGACCAAGCCUGUGGGAGCACCGGGUCCUUGUCUCCAUGGGCUGCUGCCCUUCCCUGUAGAUCAGAUGGCAGCAGGGCAGCUGCUGAAGGCUCUCCCUGCUGGCCAGCUGGGCAGUGCUCCCCUCAGAGCCCCCUCUGCCAGCAGGCAGGAAGAGGAGGAGGCUGAUGGGGCCCUCCUGUUCCCAAACCAGACUCGUUUGGCCCUGGCCACAGGAUCUUGGCAGGGCAUGGUGAGGGUGUGACACGUGUGGCCUCCAGAGCAGCAACUUCCCAGCACUGCAGGCACUGCUGCAGAGAAGGCAGGUUGCUAUUCAAGCUGUGCUGCUGUGGUGAAACCAGGGGAAUGGUUUGACUGAAACACUGGUUGCAAGUCACAUCUACUAAAAAGUAGUCAUCUAUCUUUUGCCCCCACCUGUAAUUUCGUAUUGGUUUUAAAAUUAUUUCAAGUAAUUGCAGAGGAGAGUUUGCUUAAAGAUAGAAAUUUGUGAUGAAACUAAUAUACCCUCAGUUGCAUGUGGUCAGUCUUUUAUAGAACAUUACCCAAAACAUUCCAAGGAAUAAGAUAGUCUGCAUAAGAAACUAGAGUUCCAGCUUUUGUUAGAAAUGGUAUUUUGAAGUAGUAAAUCCUAACCUCAUUUGGCUGUCUCCUUAUACACGAUGAGGAGAGGGAACAGAAAGCAAAGGAAGGAUGCUGACAUAUUGGAUUUGUUGUCAUGAAGUGAAUGCAGGCCAUGGGAGGUAAACCAUGGAAACUGUGAACAAAAGCUGAAGAUACCAUGGAGGAUUGUUAUGGUGUAUUAGUGAUGUGACUUCCUGAGUCACAGGAAAAACUGGCUGACUUUCAGGACUGGAGUGCUUCAGUGCUUGAAGAUUGAACUUCCCUGAAAUGACUCCCAUUUCCAAGAACCCUGAGCUUAUUACAAACACCUCAAAGCAGCAGGGUGGAGCACAAGGAAUUAAUUUUCUUUCCAUUCCGCAAGGUCUUUAUGGGAGCAUUACAAUGAAUACCAGAGAGAAGCAACUUUUCUUCUCUCCAACCUUGUCCAGGCAGCCUGUGCUUUAGUGGCAAUGCAAGGUGUGCCAUCAGUUGUUCCCCCUCUCAUUGUCCUUAUGCCGUGUGUCUACAUAGGGGUAUUAGUCUGAACACUGUUUUAGGAAGCAGAAGCAGCAACAGAAGACCUUCAGUUAGGAGAGGGUUUUUCAAUGGCUGUGCCUGAAAAAUGAGCAUGGGUAGGUUUUUAAUAUGGCUGGUUUAACUACAGAUACUGAUUUUUUUCGGUUACUUCUACCUGUGAUUGGAAUCUCUUAUAACUAUGUUUUAACAUCUUGGGGCUGUUAAUUCCAAACUUUCUGAUGAUACAAAAGUAUAUUUUCUUUUUAUGAAUUUCAGAGUUACGGUCUGCUGAUGUUAUUGCAACCUGCUUGUCUUACAGGACACACAAAUACAAAAAAAAUGUUUUCAGUGAAAAUGUUACUUACCUGUUGUGUUUAGUGAUUAACAAACUGAACAAGAGAUGUUUGCUCCUUGAUUCUUCCUGAGAAUUUACAAACAACUUCUGUAUGUCAUAGUGUAACAAAUAGUUUACUUUUUGUUCAUUGUGUAUUUUUCUGGUGUAUGUGUCUUGAAUGUAAUUUUAUUAAUCCCCUGCCUAGUUUAAUAUCAAUAGAUAUAUCAAAUCAUAUAUAUAUUUGUGCUCCCUGCUUUUCUAGGCUUUGUUUUGAGGCAACAAGGGGUCUUUCAGAGUCCGCACUUGGUGAGAAAUCUUCAGAAGAUACCAAAAUGCUUCUUUUGCAACUCAGGUUCAAUCUUUGCCUGUGUAAUUGACUGUGAUGACCUGGGAGAGCACAGAGAAAGUCUGUCCUGCUGCAGUCUGUGCUACCUCUUGGGCAGUGUUUAAAGCAGCUCAAUUGGCACAUGCUUAAAGAACAUGGGUAUUAAUUGUAGUGUUCUUGGAAAACUCAGGCUACUUUUUGGCUAUGAAAGGCUACAUUUACUGCUGCAACUGGGUAGUAUUCUUUUCUUUGUCCUCAGUAGCAUUUGCUUUGAAGCAGCUGUUCACUUUCUCCAAUAAAUGAGCAAAAGUGAUCUUUAGUGCAAUCUCCUGUUCACCUCCACCCAGACAUAGUAUUUAAGGUGAUAUCUUGACCUCAUUGACAUGGAAGAGGUUUCCUCCCUCCUCACCUUAUUAAUAUAGCUAUCUCUAGAUCCUUAUGUGUGAGGUGCUGCAAAAGUGGUCAAGAUUCACGAAAAUAAUUCUGUAGAAAACAGCCUAAAUGUUUCAUGUUAGUAUUUAUCUUGAGGAUAACCAUUCCCCAUUGUACAGUGUUCCCUUUCCUUGCUUGUUUCCAGGUUGUGGUUUCUGGUAGCUCUUCCUUGCUUCUCCCUGGCAUACACACCUGUCUAUGGAUGAACAUACGUAAAUGUGUUUUUGCUGAAGUUAAGAGAAUAUGAUGGCACAUGACCAGAACAAUGUGUUACUGACUUCAUUUGUUCAUAAAUGAGGAACGUAGGUAUAAAUUGUCUUGUGACUUCAGGGCUGAGUCUUGCAAAUACUUGCACAAGUCAACGGUGUAUGAGAGGAAUGCCACUUAAAUGAAUCUGUUCUCAGGAUCAGGACUCAGGCUGUUGAUAUUAAUUUGAAACAAUGAAGAUUUGUGUAAUUGGAGUGGCUUUCUAAUUAAAAGUAAAUAAGAAAACUUAAAAUUUGUGUGCUUUAAUUGCAGUAUUAUGUUGCCUUAAAAGUCCUCAGAAAUCAGCAUAGAGAACUUGUUUGCCACUUUAAUCUGUAGGGGUUUUCAUGUAGUACUAGCAUUGAUGAGUGUAUGGUAAUUCUGACAUUGUCCUUCUGGUGUUAAUUGCUUUAUUGAAUUUUUCCUUUGAAGUGGAGGAACACAAAGAGGUGUUGGACACAGUCCUUUGAAAUCCAUGCCCUCUGCAGAUCACAUCAGCUGGGGCAGUUUCCAGGCAGUGCCCUCGAUGCUCCUGUCACUGCAGCAGGGAUUGUCCUCAGGGACCUGCAGGCUGGCUCACCUCACAUGGAAGGUGUGCUGACCCUGCACUGGGGUGUGCCAAGUUUGUCACGAAGUCCCUUUGUUCCCAAGGUCAGGUACAGGACAGCUUUUCCUGGUGAGCUGCUCUGUGCUUCACUUGGUGUCCACGAGAGAAGUGGUCUCGUGGUGCCUUUCCUCUGAGGUGGCAUCAUUUGAAUCUCCUAAACCUGUAAUGGAGGAGUGAGAACGUAAUUCUUCAUGAGAUUACUUGGCGAUACUUUAAAUUUAUUUUUGAAUCUUCUGUAACUUGUCUUGUUUCUAGUCCAUUGCCUGUGUAUUUGACUUGUGUAUACUCUUAUUUUCCUUUUUUCUUUCCAUGGUUAACAAAUAAAAUGAUGCAAAAACUA